UGAAUAAUGUAAAGAGUUGGAUUAGUAAUUAAGUGAUCGAGAAUUAUAGAAAGCGCGUUACCCAUUUUUUCACUUUUGGUUUCUCUUCUUCAAUCACUCUUUCUUCCUCAAUUUCCUCACCUUCUUUUUCAUUUUCUUUUUUUCUCUCUCGCAUUUUCUCAAACAGUUUCUACCCCAUUUCCAAUGCUUCAUCCCCUUUGAUUCUUCUUCUUCCUCCAUUUCAAUGGUUGACAACGGCGAGGAGAAGCUGCUGGCUAUGGCUCGCCACAUAGCCAAGACCAUGGGUCGUAACGAGUCCAUGGCUGAUGAUAUUCUCCAGAUUUUUUCCAAUUUUGAUGCUAGGUUUUCCCUCGAUAAGUUGUCUGAUAAACCCGAUGAGCUUGACCCAAGAGCCCCCGCCGCGUUGCAGCGCUCUCUCAAGUCUUUGGACCGCCGGAUCUCUCAAUACUUGGCCGCCGACCACCCCAUUUGGGCUGACUCCGCUGAUUCCUCUGCUUUUCUUGACGCUAUCGAUGAGUUGAUGGCUAUCAUUAGAGACUGGGCGCCUAUGUCUAAAGAUAACUCUGUUGCCACCUACCUUGCUCGCGCCGACGAUCUGAUGCAGCAGGCUAUGUUCCGUGUCGACCAGGAGUUCCGGUCCUUGAUGGACCGUGGAGGUGAGUCUUUUGAAUUGACUCGCCAUUUCAGGAACGGCGAGUCAACGGGCGAUUUCUGCUUCGAUUCUGAGGAAGAUGACGAAGGAAUUCUUGGCGAUGGCGAUGCUCUCCAGAUCCCUGUGGCGCAGCCGGUGACGGAUUACAACAUCGUUAUUGAUGCGCUCCCGUCCGGGACUAUCAGCGAUCUCCAUGAAAUAGCGAAGCGUAUGGUGGCGGCUGGGUUCGAGAAAGAGUGUUCCCACGCUUACAGUAGUUGCAGGAGGGAGUUCUUGGAGGAGAGUCUUUCUAGGUUGGGGUUACAGAAGCUGAGUAUCGAUGAAGUUCAAAAGAUGCAAUGGCAAGACCUUGAAGAGGAGAUUGAACGGUGGAUGAAAGCGAUUACCGUCUCCCUUCGAAUUCUCUUCCCAAGCGAACGACGCCUCUGUGAACGCGUCUUCGUCGGCCUCUCCACCACCGCCGAUCUUUCUUUCAUGGAGGUGUGCCGUGGAUCGACUAUUCAGCUAUUGAAUUUUGCAGAUGCGGUAGCCAUUGGCUCCCGCGCCCCGGAACGACUAUUCAAAAUCCUCGAUAUGUUCGAGACCUUAAGAGACUUGAUGCCGGAGUUCGAUUCAGUAUUUUCAGAUCAGUACUGCUUGUUGCUUAGAAAUGAAGCAAUUACAAUCUGGAAAAGGUUAGGCGGAACAAUCAAAGGGAUCUUCAUGGAGCUUGAGAAUUUGAUCCGCCGUGAUCCGGCUAAAACUCCGGUACCAGGGGGCGGCCUUCAUCCAAUCACUCGAUAUGUGAUGAAUUACCUUAGAGCAGCUUGUAAAUCACGGCAGACUUUGGAGCAAGUUUUCGAAGAAGCUUCUCUUCCUUCUAAGGAUUACACCAAGCUCGACGACAGAGCCGCAGCAUCAUCUUCCUUAUCCGUUCAAAUGGAUUGGAUCAUGGAGCUUUUAGAGAGCAAUUUAGAGGCGAAGUCAAAAAUAUACAAGGAUCUUUCCUUAAGCUCUGUGUUUCUAAUGAACAAUGGGAGAUACAUUGUUCAGAAAGUGAAAGACAGUGAAUUAGGAUUGGUUUUAGGCGACGAUUGGAUUCGAAAACACUCGGUUAAAAACCGGCAAUACCUUGGGAACUACCUGAAAGGCUCAUGGAGCAAGGUGAUCGGAGCAUUGAAAGUGGACAGUGGCACUUUAGCUCCGGCCGUGAUGAAGGAGAAGCUUCAAUCAUUCAAUAUGCAGUUUGAAGAAAUCUGCCAAACUCAAUCCACAUGGGUGAUAUUUGAGCAUCAGCUUAGAGAAGAAGCAAGAAUCUCAGUUGCCAAAAUCCUAUUGCCAGCAUAUCAAAAGUUCAUAGCAAGGUACCAGAGUUUGCCAGAGUUGUCGAAGCGAACAGACCGGUAUUUGAAGUACACGGCGGAGGAUAUGGAGGCUCGAAUCACUGAGCUGUUCGAAGGAGGAGGCGGCGGCUCAGGCAGUGGAAGGAGGUAAAAGGGUAAGUCACCAAUGUUAAAUAUUUGCUUGUAUAUCUAUACAAAUGCCAUGUUUCAUAAAUCUUUUGGCUUAGAGAACUGGGCAAAGAAAUUUUUGGCUAAGUUGUAAUUGGUUUGAUCUGGGUAUAACUGCAAUUGCAACUGUUAUGUGUAGGGGCCAUUCUGAAUUAUGAUUAAAUUUCAAAGCUUUGAAGCUUUUUCUUGAAUGAUUGAUAAUGGUGGAUUAGAAGAAAUUACUGGGC
Molecule: messenger RNA, 2369 nt
Organism: Benincasa hispida (wax gourd)
Lineage: Eukaryota; Viridiplantae; Streptophyta; Magnoliopsida; Cucurbitales; Cucurbitaceae
Product: exocyst complex component EXO70B1-like
Biological process (GO): exocytosis
Cellular component (GO): exocyst
Molecular function (GO): phosphatidylinositol-4,5-bisphosphate binding
Source: RefSeq, a predicted model, not a curated record